This is a messenger RNA of Mesorhabditis belari, 1674 nucleotides long. The record is from the annotation of a GenBank genome assembly. NCBI's taxonomy places the organism in Eukaryota, Metazoa, Nematoda, Chromadorea, Rhabditida, Rhabditidae.
AUGGGUGUCAUACAAAACAUGGAGCUUGACCCGAUCGCAGAGCACCCGAUCCCGAUUGAUUCUCCUCUCUGGACCCUCCACGCUCGACGUUUUCAAAUCGUUUUGCUGAUCAUGAUCGGUUUUGGAGGAAUGGUUUUCAUGCGAGCAAACAUCGCUUUCGGAAUGGUGUGCAUGAUUAAUUCAACAGCUUUGAGUCAAUCAUCGCAAACCACUCAAAAGCCAAAACUUUUCUCGCCAAAUUUCACUCAAGAGAUCCCGAUUUCGGGAUGUUCAGCAAAAGUCGGAGGUGAUGGAUCUCCAGUGAUGGAUUAUGGAGGUGAAAUCACGUGGGAACCGGAUAUGCAAAAUCUUCUCUUCUCCGCAGCCUUCUGGGGAGCGCUAGCCGGGAUUCUACCAGCAACUCCAAUCGUGCAACACAUGCCCUCUCAUCGCCUCAUUCUUGGUGCAAUUCUGAUCAUUUCUGGGUGUUCCCUCUUGUUUCCAUUCUUCGCCGUUUAUGUCGGCUUUUGGUCGACGUUCAUCUCUAGGUUUAUUAUGGGAUUUGUUGAGAGUCUCGUUCAUCCCUCAAUCGCGGCUCUCUUGUCUCGAUGGUUCCCCGUUGAAGAGCGAUCGACAGCCGUUGCUCUGCAGAAUACAGGUUUAAUCAUCGGCAUGAUUUUGGGUCCUCCAUUGGCCGGCUCGCUAUGCGCUUCCUCAUUGAGAUGGCCGGCUAUUUUCUUUGUAGCUGGAGCUUUUGGCCUCUUGUGGUCGAUUUUCUGGGGUUUCCUCUCUUCACACAGUCCUGAUCAGGAUACGCGAAUGGGGAAAAUCGAAAAGGAGUACUUGACACAAAAUCAAUCAAAUCCACAAGCACAGAAGAAACGAGUCUCCGUCCCCUACGUUGCCAUCUUUCUCUCCACGCCUUUCUGGGCCAUUAAUAUUGUUCAAUUCUCUUUGAAUCUCUACGCCACUUUCAUCCAAGUCUACUUGCCAUUAUUCUACAAAGAAGUGCUCUAUCUGGAUGUGGUUAUGAACGGAGUCUUCGUGGCCGUUCCCUAUGUCGUGAAUGGGGUCUUCAACGUUGGCUAUAGUAUCUUCAUCGAUCGAUUGAAGAAAAGCGGAAAGAUCACUCCAACACACGCUGUGAAAUUGUCUCAAUUCUUGGCAAAUCUCGGCACAGGUUUGGCGUUUGUGAUGAUCGCUUGGUUGGCUGAUUGCUCACAUGCAAACGCGAUUUUGGUCAUUCUCAGCUUCUCAUCGGUUUUCUUGGCGAUGUUUGCGAGUGGAAUGUUCACGUCACUUCUCUCAAUCGCUCCUCAAUACACAGCCACUCUCUGCUCAAUGUCUCUAUUUCCAGCAAUGCUUGGACGACUAUUUUGUCCGUACAUCGUUUCAGUUUUCAGACACGCGGGCACCCCGGAAGAAUGGCAACGAAUUCUGCUACUAAUCGGUGCUUUCUCCCUAGGAACUGGAGUGUUGUUUGCGAUUUUUGGAACAGCCGACAUCCAACCUUGGGCACUCACCGAUGAAGGUGGGAAAGGUUUCUCUUUCGAGGCGCAAAACCUUAAAUACGCGGAGUCGAGGGAUUUGGGUCGAUCGCAGAAUAUUGGAAGAAAGGAUUCUCGUUUACCGAGUGGCCCUGUAGGAUUCCCGUCUGAUCUCACUACUUCUGUUAUGUCUAUAGACCGGGCUAUG